Daphnia pulicaria is the source of this 648-nucleotide messenger RNA. RefSeq lists its product as uncharacterized. The coding region runs from base 175 to 648 and encodes 157 amino acids. The record is from RefSeq and is a predicted model, not a curated record. Lineage: Eukaryota; Metazoa; Arthropoda; Branchiopoda; Diplostraca; Daphniidae. The transcript has 4 exons.
UAUGAGAUCCACGGCAAUUCUGGUCAGAACAAAAUGUGGUGUGCUCAGUAGAUGUAGUGGAUUUGUGUAGAGAUUCCGACGAUGGUGAAACAGUUUGAAGAUACAGAAAUCAGUUUGUGAUCACAGUGAAAAUACUGAACGAAUUCCACGGCCAUCAUCUGGACAGAACGAAAAAUGGUGUGCAGUGUAGAUUUAGUGGAUUUGUGUAGCGAUACCGACGAUGAUGAAACAGUUUCACCACCUAUCACCUAUGAGGAGUAUUUAUCAUCGAAGAAAAUCAAUUCUUUGGUGCAAAACAAGGUAACCAAGGAAUGGAUGAAAAUCGGCGAAAUUAAAUCAGUAAUUGAAAAAUUACUUAUAAAACAUUUUUUCGUGAGCUUCUAUACACCCGUUGGUGCUAUGGCAAAAGUGAGCGAGUGGUACUCGAUUAUUAAAGUAAACCAAAGCACAAUGACGCCGAAUUACCGUCAAAUUUUUAAGGAUAGCGAUGAUGAAGCGAAGGGUGUUGCGGAGCGGUUGUCGGUGACGUCAGCCAUGGACGCCUAUUGCCACAAAAAACAUAUCAUGGAAGAAGUCGAGAUUGAAAGGCAGAAAGUCAAUCGAAGAAUUGUGAAUCAUGAUCAAGCGCCCGCCUAUAUUGCGGGCUAG